AUGACAUAUGACAUUGUUUGUUUGAUAUACAUACAAGUUUUUAAUUUUUUGAAAAACUAUAAUUAAUUUCUCAACGAGUAUAGUUAUUUUGUAGAUCAGAAUGUUUUCUAUUAAAGAAGAAAAAGAACAAAAGCCAGAAAUUGCAGACCCUCCCCAAAAAUCAUCCAUGGAAAUAUUAUCAGAACUGUUCAGCACAUUCCAUGCAGAACCUCCAGUUAUAGUGAAAAAAGAAAAAACAGAGGAAUCUAACAAAAAGCACAAGAAAAAGAAAAAGCAUAAGAGCAAAGAAAAAAAACAUAAGAAAAAAGAUAAGAAAAGAAAAAGAUCUACUAGUACUUCAUCAAGUUCCUCUGAAAAAGAUGAUAAAAUGGACUUGGCACAAAUCCUAAUCAAACAAGAAAAAGAACUUGCAGAAAGGAAGAUAAAACAAGAGCUGAAGAAAGUUAGAACACAAAGUUCAGAUGAGAAUAAUGAAGAUGAUAUUAAGAAAGAAAAGAAAAAUGCUAAAGAAAAAGAAGCUGAGGAAGAAUUUAAGCCUAGUUCUAUUAAUAAAAAUAAAAUUAUUAUCAAAGAUAUUAAAUUUAAAUCCUUGUUUGAUUCAGCCAUAAAUGAAAUCAAGAAGAAAAUUGAUGUCGAGGAAGGUGAACUUUCUACAGAUUCAAAUAGCUCAAAACAGCAUAAAAAAAAGAAACAUAAAUGCCACUCUAAAAGGAGAUCAAGAAGUACAAGUAGAGACCGCAAAGAUAAACAAAAGAGAUCCAAAAUAGAAGAUACAUCAGACAGAGAAAGAGACAGGCAUAGGAGACAUAGUAGGGAUAGAGAACAUACCAGGGAGAGAGAUAAAGAGAGACAUAGAGACACAAGUAGAAGUAGGGAUAAGGAUAAAGACAAAGAUAGGGAUUAUUACAAUGGAAGAGAUAGAAAUAAAGACAGGUAUAGGGAACGUCAGAGAUCGAGAGAUAGACAUAGGGAUGAAUAUUCAAGAGAUUUAGAAGACUACAGGAGGUCUAAGGGAAGACAUAAAGAUGAUGACUUUUACAAAAGAGAAGAUACAAAUGAAAAGUGGUUUAUGAGAGAUAGGUAUAGAGGCUAUGAUUCAAGAAGCAAGCAUAGAUCACCUUCCAAUGAAAGAGACUCCAAGUUUGACAAGAAGAAACUGUUGGAAAUUGCCAGACGGAAUGCAAUAACAAUGAUGAAAUCUGGAAGUCUACCUGCUGCGUUAACUCUAGGACCUCAAGCACAGGAAAAGGUUAUUGCUGCUAUUAAAUCUGGUGGGAAAACUAUUGAAGAAUUGACAGAUUUUUGUAAAACUCUUUCAAAGAAGGAAGAAUUAGGAGAAUUGUCUAGUCUUUCAGAAGGGGAUGAUAGUGACAGUGAUACAGACAAACCAUUUCAUCAUCCAUUUCAAAUUAAAGAUAGACCUACAUCUAUAACUAUGAAUAUUAAGAAUUCUGUACCGCUCCCAGUAAAAUCAGCUUUCGAACGAACCAGUGAGUUGCGCAUCCAGUUUCCAGUCAGCAGUGGCCAACACCACAGGAAAGGUGAGGAAUGGAUGCCUGUGUCACCACCAUCAGCCAAAAAACUCGACGGUCUACCUCCUUCAGCUGUUACAGCUGCUGCUACAGCUGCUGCUACAAGCACGGCCUCUAGCAACACCACUUCUACUAGUGGCAUUCCUUUGCCCUUAGAACCUCCUCCUGCUUCACCGGUUAUUCAAAGUCCUGAGAAGAUCCCGCUACCUACUGUUGCUCCUUCGAAGCCAUCCCUAUUACCUGUGAAAAAUGAUAAGAUCCCUACGGUACCGGCUCCGCCCAAUGCGCCACCCGGUCCUCAAGUUUUUCCGACGCAAGCUAGUAAGAUUUCCGUGGAUAUUGGAUCUAUUAUAUCCCAAAGACUUUCGGCAAUGAGAAAGUUACAAGAAAAUCCCAAUGACGUUCAGGCUUUAACUGAAGUCUACAAAUCAAACAAAGAAAUGCAGUCUUGGGCCACGAGUAAGCAACAGUUGGGUCAGUUUACUGGAUCGACGGGUGCUCAGAUUCUAUCUCAAGCUGAACUGUCUUCAGGCUACCAAGCAUGGGCCAAAAAGGACCAACUACAAACUGCAGCUCCCGUGUCGGGAGGCAUGGGUAUGCACCUACUCCAGAAAAUGGGCUGGAAACCUGGAGAAGGAUUGGGCAAGGACCGAACCGGUACAUUGGAACCUUUGUUAUUGGAAGUGAAGCUGGAUAAAAAGGGACUGGUCGCUAAUGAAGAACAAAAACAUAAGAAGAAACCCAAAGUACAGGGUAGCAUUAAAAAUUUCCUCGGGAAGCAUCCGGUAUCGUUACUGGGAGAAUAUGCUUCCAAGAAGAAGUUGGGGGCACCGCAAUAUAUUUUGGAAUUCGAGUGUGGUCCGGAUCAUAAGAAGAACUUCUUAUUUAAGGUGCUCUUAAACGGUGUUGAAUAUAAACCAAAUGUAGCGGCAAACAAUAAAAAAGAAGCCAAAGCAGCCGCAGCUAGUAUGUGCUUACAACAGAUAGGACUAUUACCAGCAAAACCUCAAUCAUCAGCACAAGCCCAAACCACCACCUAAGAGUGUAUUUUUAUCAUAAGGAAUUAAGUAUUUUCAUAGUUGUUAUAAAAUAAAAUUGAACCAAUUAAAAAAAUCGGAUAUUCA
This is a messenger RNA of Diabrotica virgifera virgifera (western corn rootworm), 2656 nucleotides long. RefSeq names its product protein Son. Gene Ontology annotation, molecular function: RNA binding. The coding region runs from base 101 to 2572 and encodes 823 amino acids. Gene Ontology annotation, biological process: regulation of cell cycle; regulation of mRNA splicing, via spliceosome. NCBI's taxonomy places the organism in Eukaryota, Metazoa, Arthropoda, Insecta, Coleoptera, Chrysomelidae. The transcript has 8 exons. The record is from RefSeq and is a predicted model, not a curated record.